AUGUUAAGAUGGUAUUUCUAUGUAAUUAUUGUAGUCCUGGAAUAAGAAACUAAGAAAUCAUAACAUUUUUAGAAUGUAUAUUAAAUCAAAAAGAAUGGAGUUAGAAUCAAUUUUGUUAAACAUAUUUAUAAUUAAAUCAAGAUGGAAGUACUUCAAAAUUAGAGAAAAUCAAUGGUAAUAUUAUUUCAAAUUUAAUGGAAUAAACCUUGAAUUAUGUGUAGAAUGUGUAAAAUCUAAUUUACUAGAUUAAAAUAAUAUCUAGUUAGAUAAUAAUUUUAAAUUACAACAAUUUAAAUAGUUUUGCUUCACUUAAAGUUCUAAUAAUAUAUGUUACAAAUGUCCAUUACCUUAUUGCAAAAUAUGUAGACUUUAAUUAACAGGAACAGUAUGUUUAUUAUGUGAAUGGGAUAGUGAAUUAACAAAUGGAUAAUGUACAAUUAGAAUUUGGAAUAAAGACAAAAAUUAUUGUAUAUUAUCCUAUUUUAUUUCUUCUACUAAGGAUUGUAAAAGAUGUUCUAUAAAUAAUUGUUUGCAUUGUUUUGAAUAUGUUUCUGAUAACUUAACAAAAUUUACACUUUACUGUAUUGUAAAAUAAUAUUUUUCUAAAUUAUUAUUUUAGAAUACUUUUUGACUUAUAAAUAAUCUCUAUUAAUAAUAAAUAUUAAAUCUAAAUCUUUUGUUGUUUAGUCCAUCUUAAAGAAAAGCAAAAAUAUUAUUAUUGGAUAUAAAAGUGAUUAAUUGUUUUUCAUUCUUAAAUCAAAUAAUUAAAGUCUAAUUUUCAUCAAAAAAAAACAAAAAAUAAUUUAAACUAAAAAUUUUAAAUAUUACUAUAAUUUUUAAAAAAUCAGCUAGGAUUAGAUAUUUUGAAUAAUUUGGACAAUUUACUGAAAUUACAGAGAUUAAUAGAGAUAAUGGAAUGUUUAAUAUUAUAGGAGGAUAAGUUAUGAUUGACUAAUUUAUUAUUUAAGUUAUCAUAUUAUCCUAGAUUUUUUAAAUUAUUAAUUCAAAUAAAAUUUUGAUGAAGAAUGUUUAUAUAAGUGAUUUUUCUGCUUUAUAUUAACUACCAUUAAUUUUUAUUAAUUAAUAAUUAAAUUUGAUGGUUAUACUUUAAAACAUAAUGAUUUAAAGAUUUUCAAUAAAUUAAAUGAAUUAUAUUGAAGAAAACAUAUAAUAAUAUGUAGUUGUUGAAUGCCAACUUAAAAAAUUAAUCUUAGUUGAUGAUUAUAGUUCUUAAAAUUUUAUAAAAUAAAACAUCUAAUUAUUAUAGUAAUAAUCAACUAAAAUAGGUUAUCCAUUAAUUCAAUUUAUAAGUUAAGUUAAAACUAUUAGGUCAGGUUUAUUAUAAAUUAAGUAAAAUUAACACAAAUCAAUUGUUAAAAUUGUUCAAAGGGAAUUUUGUUUUUUCAUCUUAAUAUAUUUAAUUAUGUGAAAAUUAAUGAGUUUUUAUGUAUUUACAAUUCAAUCAAAGAGAAUGGAUGUUUACAUUUUAAAGGUAACUCCUAGAACUAUAAUAAAAAAGUUACAGUAUGUAAUUCUGAUUUCAUUUUAAAUAAAGGCAGUCAAGGUGGUGCCAUCAUGGCUGAAAAAUAAUAUUAUUUAUAAGCAGAUGCAAAAUAAUUGGAAAUACAGUAAGCUAGUUAGGAGGAGGUUUAUAUGCUAAUAUCAAUAAAUAUGAAAUUAAAAUAAAUAAAUCUAUUUUUAUUUUGA
Paramecium pentaurelia is the source of this 1707-nucleotide messenger RNA. The record is from the annotation of a GenBank genome assembly. Lineage: Eukaryota; Ciliophora; Oligohymenophorea; Peniculida; Parameciidae.